CAUCCACAUGCAAGGGACGCAAAUUUAUUCGUCUGGGUCCUACGGGGCCAAAAGAACAACUUUCUAUAUAUUGCUGCGUGCAAUGGAUUCUACGGCUUUGUUUUGAUGCAGUGCAGAACUUUGGAAACUUGAAAUGCCUGGAGGCCAGUACCAGGUGGCAAUCACCAAGCGGCACCACAGCCGCUACAGCCUGACGGACGAAUCCGAAGCCGGCCCGGACGACGAGAAGGCCGACGGCCCGCCGCGCCUCACCCCCCUGCAGAAGCUCACCACCGACAAGGACGCGAAGACCAUCAAGGACCUGAUCAUAGGCCGCAGGGUGGGCUUCUACAAGGUCCGCGGGGAGAUUGGCUGUGGGACCUUCUCCAGGGUCAAACUGGCUUUCCACGCUCUGACUAAAGACAAAGUAGCCCUGAAGAUCCUGGACAAGACCAGGUUGGACGGCCAGGCCCAGCGUCUGCUCUCCAAGGAGAUCAGCAGCAUGGAGUGCCUGCAGCACCCGAACGUGGUCUGUCUGUACGAGGUGGUGGAGACGCCAAGCCGCCUCUACCUGGUGCUGGAGUACGCAGGCGGAGGAGACCUCCACAACAGGAUCUACACCGAGGGAAAGAUGUCUGACAACGCCGGCAAGAUCACGUUCGCCCAGAUCCUGGCUGCCAUCACAUAUAUGCACAACAUCAACAUCAUUCACCGGGACCUGAAGGCGGAGAACGUUCUGUUCACCAGCAGCGGCUGCAUAAAGGUGGCGGACUUUGGAUUCAGCACGCAGGUUUCAAACUGCAACGUGGCCCUCGACACCUUCUGCGGCUCGCCGCCCUACGCCGCCCCAGAGCUCUUUAGGGACGAGUGCUACCUGGGGCCCCCAGUGGACGUGUGGGCCAUGGGGGUCCUCCUUUUCUUCAUGGUGACCGGCUCUAUGCCGUUCCGUGCUGAGACCAUGGGGAAGCUGCGGCGCUGCGUCAUCGAAUGCGCGUACACCGUCCCUCCAUGGGUGCCCGGUCCCUGCCAGAGGCUCAUCAAGGGCAUCUUGAAGAAGGCCCCCGCUCAGCGCUACGCCGUCGACCAGAUGCUGGGCUGCGAUUGGCUCUUACCCGUGCAGUUUCUCUGGCCUCCUGAACCAACGAGCCUGGACUCGGAGCGUGGGGACCUGGCGGAGGAGGUGGAGGAGGAGGUCAGGGGCUUGCUGGAGGAGCUCGGCUUUUCCACGGAGCACCUGCAGAACAAUCAGCUCAAAAACAGCCGCAGCCCCGUGACCGGGGUUUAUCGCAUCCUGCUGCACCGAGCCCAGAAGAGGAGGGGUUGCGACAGCCCCCCAGUGGUCCGAGGGAUGGUGAGGGACCCCAAGAGGGAGGGGCUCCGGGCCUACAGGGGCCUCAGACACACCUCCAAAUUUUGCGUGCUUUCAUAAAAGACUGGUCGAGACACUGCAGCAGAGUUUUUAUAAAGGCUUUUUUAUACAAACAUGACAUUUGUAGCCAUAGUGUUUUUUAAAUUUUAUAUUUUAUAUUGUUUGUGGGGAAGUGACUUGUUUUUUUUUACUAACGCUUACUUUAAAAUAUGUUUAAUUUCCUCCAGUGCAACUUUUUUGAAUGACCUAAGAUAUAUAUCAAAGUGCCUGAUGAAGUUUAACAAAAGUCAAAGUUUUAAAGAGUCAUUUUUUACUUCAAAAAUUAUUUAAUUUUAAUGAUUUUAGAGGCCUGCAGAGAUUAAAAUAUCCAGAAUUAUUAAGAAGAAAAAGGUUAGAGAUAAGUGAAAUAAAUAAAUGUCACUUUAUUUUUUUUCCUUUUGGACCCUUUUGGACCCAGAUUUGAAGAGCCAAACAACC
Molecule: messenger RNA, 1825 nt
Organism: Anarrhichthys ocellatus (wolf-eel)
Lineage: Eukaryota; Metazoa; Chordata; Actinopteri; Perciformes; Anarhichadidae
Gene: nim1kb
Product: NIM1 serine/threonine protein kinase
Exons: 4
Coding region: 134-1408 (424 amino acids)
Biological process (GO): protein phosphorylation; intracellular signal transduction; microtubule cytoskeleton organization
Cellular component (GO): cytoplasm
Molecular function (GO): tau-protein kinase activity; ATP binding
Source: RefSeq, a predicted model, not a curated record